Messenger RNA from Haemonchus placei, 1419 nucleotides. The record is from the annotation of a GenBank genome assembly. NCBI's taxonomy places the organism in Eukaryota, Metazoa, Nematoda, Chromadorea, Rhabditida, Trichostrongylidae.
AUGUUUGGAGAAAAAUUGGAAGAAGUCAAUGAUCAGACGAUGGAUGAACCGAAAAAUCCGACUGCGAAAAGUACGGCAAAUGAAGCUGAAAAGAAUGAUGGAGUUCGCGAUUUUGUGUUCGAGGUGCUUCAUUUGAUGAAAAAGAAGAACGCUGGGAAAAUAACCUCAAAGUCGGCGCUAGAGGGGAUCGGUCGCUCACUAACGAACUCGCCUUCUCAGGGCUUGCUCGUGAAAAAGUAUCCUACUCUAAAAAAGAUCGCAGAUGUUCGUGAUACCGAAGAGCCGCCAAAUAUAACCGACAAGGAACUUCUCGAUCGCUUAUCAAAAGAAAUGUUCGGGAAAGGAAUGGAUAAAGUCGACGAUCAUACCCUGAGUGAGCCAGAUAAUCCGACGGCGCAGAGCACUGUUAAGGAAGCCGAAAAGGAUGAACACGUCCAUGAUUUCGUAUUUGAGGUGCUUGGUUUAACGAAAAAGGCGGGAGCGGGAAAAUUGACUCCGAAAUGGGCUCGAAAAGGGAUCGGGCGAUCAUUAAAGAAUUCGCCUUCUAAGGACUUGCUGUUGAGGAAGUAUCCUACUCUCAAAGAAAUCGCAGAAACUCAUAAACAAGUGGUCGAGUUUGCUAAGCUAUGCAGAGAAGCGAUAAGGGAAUUCCCAAGAGGCAGAAACAAAGCUGUUACGGACGAAGCCGCCGAUGCCGAUGUUCGUGGGUCCGAAAAGCCGCAAAGUACCGCUGACCUUCUUAAUCGUUUGGCGGAAGAAAUGUUUGGAGCAAAAGUGAAGGAAAUCAACGAACAUAUCCUGGACGAUCCGAAAAAUCCAACUGCGAAAAGUACGGCAGACGAAGCCGAAAAGAAUAACGAUGUCCGUGAUUUCGUGUUCGAGGUGGUUCAUUUAAUGAAAAAGGUGGGAGCUGGGAAUCUGAGUCCGAAAUGGGCGCUGAAGGGGAUCGGACGCUCGCUGAAGAGUUCUCCUUCUCAGGGCUUGUUGGUGAAGAAGUAUCCUACUCUCAAGGAACUCGGUGAUUCGUCAAAUACCGCUGACAAUGACCUUCUUGAUCGUUUGGCAAAAGAAAUGUUCGGAAAAAAAUUGGAAGAGGUUAAUGAUCACACGAUGGAUGAACCGAAUAAUCCAACUUGUCAAGACACAGCAAAGGAAGCUGAGAAGAAUGACCAGAUCCGUGACUUUGUGUUCGAGGUACUCGAUUUCAUGAAGAAGAAGAAAGCGGGAAAGAUAACUUCAAAAUCUGCGCUGAAAUGGAUCGGUCGCGCACUAACGAGUUCGCCUUCUCAGGGUUUGCUGGUGAAAAAAUAUCCUUCUCUAAAAGAGAUUAGAUGUCGACUUAAAAAAGACCGAGCUGCUAACAAAGACCUGCUCAAUCGCCUGUCGAAAGAAAUGUUUGGAGUAAAAAUGGAAAAAGUC